CACGAGGUCGCUGCCCGUGGACACACAGGCCUGCCUGGGGCAGGCGCCGAGCAGCUUAGCCUGGUGGCCAGGAUCCCGCCCCAUCUUAGAAACCAGGCUAUGGAAGCUGUGUUCCUGACAGCUCCGAAGGAGUCGCUGUCCUUUGAGGAUGUGGCUAUGUACUUCACCAGAGAAGAGUGGAACAAACUUGACUGGGCUCAAAAGGACCUCUACAGAGAUGUGAUGCUGGAGAAUUACAGAAACAUGAUUUUGUUGGGUUUCCAGAUUCCUAAACCUGAGGUGAUCUGUCAGCUGGAGCAGUGGGAAGACCCAUGGAUCCUGGAUCUUCCAAGAGCUGGGACUAGAAAGGCUUCCAGUAGUGCUUGCCCAGGUUCCGAAGCCAGAUACCAGAUGAUAAAGCUAACUCCAAAGCAGAAAAUUUCUGAAAAUUUAGAAUCAUGUAAGAUAGCGGUGGUAAAGCAGAAGACAGCCACGACACCUUCAGAAAAGUUAGUUAAAUUUAACAAAUUUGUGGACAUUUACAGAGUUGCACUCCCUAGUGUUGAUAAUGAAUGCAAUCAGGACUUCCUUCAAAACGUCAACCUUUUUCAAGAUCAGAAUGCUCAAACAAGUAAGAAGCAGGGCAGAUAUGAAGAGUAUGGUAAACCCUUCAAUCAGAGAUCAUUGUUUUCGAGGCAUAAGCAAAUUCUUACAAAUUCAAAGUCUUAUGAGUGCAGUGAAUGUGGAAGAGUCUUCAAACGUCAGGCAAAUUUUGUUCGACAUCAGAGAUUUCACACUUCAGAGGAUCCCUUUGAGUGCGACAUAUGUGGGCAAACCUUCAAACAGAAGUCUGCACUUACUGUUCAUAAACAGUGUCACUCUCAAGAAAAGCCAUAUGAAUGUCAUGAAUGUGGAAAAUUUUUCCGUCAGAUGGCAUAUCUUGUUGAACAUAAAAGGAUCCAUACCAAAGAAAAACCCUACAAAUGUAGUGAAUGUGAAAGAACAUUUAGUCAGAAUUCAACCCUAAUUCGACACCAGGUAAUCCACAGUGGAGAAAAAACCCAUAAAUGCCUUGAAUGUGGAAAAGCCUUUGUUCGGAAUUCAACGCUUAAAAGCCAUCAACAAAUUCACAGCAAACCGAAUGCUCACAAAUGCAGUGAAUGUGGAGAAUCCUUUGGGCGGAAUAUAGAUCUCGUUCAGCAUCAGAGGACCCAUACUAAGGGGAAAUUAUUUGAAUGUAGAGAUUGUGGGAAAACUUUUAGUUUUAAGUCAAAUCUUCAUCGACAUGAGGUCAUCCAUAAUGGAGAGAGACCCUAUAGAUGUGACAAAUGUGGGAAAUGUUUCAGUUGGCGCACCAGUUUUAUUAAGCAUCAGGGUACUCACAGAGAGCAGGUAUCUGUGUGACUAAUGGGAAAAGCUAUAACUUAAAGACCAUAGCUUGCCACUAUUGCAAGUAUGUAUCAUUAGAUUGUUUUAUGAAAAUUAAUAAACAGGAGCCAAGCUUUAUUUUUCCGUGAGGCCCUCAUUUUGUAGGUGACCUUGCUGUAGUCCAGAAUUCAUAGAAAAUGUGAUAGGCUGUUGUGUUCGGUUUCCUGUGAGUCCCUAUGCCUUCAUUCCCCAAGUCAAGUGAAGGCAGAAGGGAGGCCUGGAAGCUUUGCUCUAUGGUCCCCAGGCUGGACACCAUUUAAUAAAUUGUGAAUGAUUUCAGAUUCCCUUUCUUGGUUUCACACAGAAUAAUGACCUGAUACUGAUGGCUGUUUAAAAGUAAGUGCUACUUGCUAGUAGCUAGUGAGGUAUUAAGAAUUACUUAAACUUUUUUAUAAAAUUAAAUUAGUGUGCUACUACAGCG
This is a messenger RNA of Miniopterus natalensis, 1828 nucleotides long. RefSeq names its product zinc finger protein 789 (gene ZNF789). Gene Ontology annotation, biological process: regulation of DNA-templated transcription. Lineage: Eukaryota; Metazoa; Chordata; Mammalia; Chiroptera; Miniopteridae. The record is from RefSeq and is a predicted model, not a curated record.